CAUAUUCCUGGAGCAGUUUUCAUAGACGUAAUGGAAGCAGAUCAUACUGAUCUGUAUCCCAGAAAUAUUCCAUCAAUCGAGGUGUUUGAAAGGAAGGUUCAAGAAGUUGGUAUUGGCAACGACAGCCACGUUAUUGUUUACAGUGAUACUGAUAAUGCUGGUUAUUUCAUGUCUGGACGGGGUUGGUGGAAUUUUAAGAUCUUUGGACAUGAUAAAGUAUCAAUAUUAGAUGGUGGAUUACAGAAAUGGAAAUCUCUAGGUUAUCAUUCGACUGCAGACAUUCCCAGUGUACAGAAAGGACUAUUUAAGGCAAAAUGGAAUCCGAAAUAUUACAGGACCCUUGAAGAUGUCAAGAAAAAUAUCAAUUCUAAUGAAUUUCUUGUGUGUGAUUCUCGACCAUCUACAUCCUACCUUGAACAAGAAUCCCUUUCAUUCCUGACAACCUUUUACUAUCCAUUUAUAAUCUCUGCAGGUCAUAUGCAAGGAGCAGUCAACGUACCAUUUGGAAACUUGGUGAACAAAGAAACAUUAACACUGAAAUCCCGCGAACAACUUCUACAAGAAAUGAAAGCGUCUGGAAUGGAUUUAUCCAAGCCUGUGGUAACUCAUUGUAAUGGUGGAAUGUCGUCUUGUACCUUAGCCUUUGUUGCUGAACUAUGUGGAAACCCAGACGUCGCUGUAUAUCACGUAUGUAGACCUUUAGAUACAUUUAUGAUGCUUAGUCAGCGCUGUGCUGCAUCGAAAUUACGCUAG
Messenger RNA from Lottia gigantea (owl limpet), 753 nucleotides. RefSeq lists its product as hypothetical. The annotation marks the transcript as partial. The transcript is spliced from 5 exons. Gene Ontology annotation, molecular function: thiosulfate-cyanide sulfurtransferase activity. Lineage: Eukaryota; Metazoa; Mollusca; Gastropoda; Lottiidae. Gene Ontology annotation, cellular component: mitochondrion. The record is from RefSeq and is a predicted model, not a curated record. Gene Ontology annotation, biological process: transsulfuration.